Molecule: messenger RNA, 942 nt
Organism: Arachis ipaensis
Lineage: Eukaryota; Viridiplantae; Streptophyta; Magnoliopsida; Fabales; Fabaceae
Source: RefSeq, a predicted model, not a curated record
UCUCUCACCUUAUACUAAAGUCAACACCGUUUGACAACGAAAAUGUCAGGUUCAAAACGUUGUGACUCAGUUUCACUAACUCCUUCUGAACUUCAAGGAAGAAGAAGAAGGACAACGUUCUUUGUCAUCGUCCUUCUUCUUCCUGUGGUUAUCGCUGCGGUUUUAUUCCGGCUCGACCCGUUUGAGCCGGUUCUGUUACCAGCACACGAGAUAAGCCGGCCCAACUUGGUGGCUGGCACGCUGGCUCGCAACGACAACAUGCGACGAGGGUCUGAGGUUGUCGGAAAUGGACGCGUGGCGGGGCCGGAAGAUUUAGUUUACGACGUGGCAACGAACGUGGUUUACACGGGGUGUAGGGAUGGUUGGAUCAAGCGAGUCAAGUUGAGUGAUGACUCAGUGAGUGGCUCGGAGGUGGUGGAAGAUUGGGUCAACACCGGUGGAAGACCGCUUGGGGUAGCUUUGGAUCACGGCGGUGCACUCAUUGUUGGCGAUGCCAAUAAGGGGUUGUUGAGAAUUACAAAGGAUAAGAAGGUAGAGCUUCUUACCGAUGAGGUUGAUGGAUUGAAAUUCAAAUUAACGGAUGGUGUUGAUGUAGCAAAAGAUGGUACCAUUUAUUUCACAGAUGCUUCAUACAAAUACUCAUUAAAGGAACACUUCUUAGACUUGUUGGAGGGUAAGCCUCAUGGUAGAUUCAUGAGUUAUGAUCCAAAAACAAAGAAAACAAAAGUGCUUGUCCAUAAUCUCUACUUCCCCAAUGGUGUUGCUGUCUCACCAGAUCAGCAAUUUAUCAUCUUCUGUGAAAGUGUUCUGAUGAAAUGCAAGAAAUAUUACAUAGAAGGCCCUAAGAAAGGAAGUGUUGAAAAAUUUUGUGAUAACCUACCUGGCUACCCUGAUAACAUUCAUUAUGAUGAACAAGGCCAAUAUUGGAUUGGAUUAGGCUCG